This is a messenger RNA of Dentiscutata erythropus, 135 nucleotides long. Lineage: Eukaryota; Fungi; Glomeromycota; Glomeromycetes; Diversisporales; Gigasporaceae. The record is from the annotation of a GenBank genome assembly.
AUGACGGCAGGAUUAGGAUCAACUUCGAACUUUUUGGAAUUCGAAGUUUUUGGCGACAAAAAACGUCGCUUAUAUAGUUUUUACGCAAUUAAUGACUUAAAGCGUCGUGCUAAUGCUGUGAGACUUGUGAAUUAA